This is a messenger RNA of Cotesia glomerata, 1247 nucleotides long. Its product is annotated as bifunctional 3'-phosphoadenosine 5'-phosphosulfate synthase 2-like. Lineage: Eukaryota; Metazoa; Arthropoda; Insecta; Hymenoptera; Braconidae. The transcript is spliced from 2 exons. Gene Ontology annotation, biological process: 3'-phosphoadenosine 5'-phosphosulfate biosynthetic process; sulfate assimilation. The record is from RefSeq and is a predicted model, not a curated record. The coding region runs from base 394 to 1107 and encodes 237 amino acids. Gene Ontology annotation, molecular function: adenylylsulfate kinase activity; ATP binding.
AAUUAAUUGAUGAACUUGUUUGUUUUUUUCAACUUUUUUAAGAAAGAAAGGAAUGUUUUACCUGAAUGAAUCUUUUAAAGUAAAAGUAGAACGUAUGAUUUGAUAAAGUCCUUUGCAUCAUGCAUGUAAUAACUUUAACAUCCGCAGCUGUAUAAUGACCGCGACUUUCUUUUUACUUUCACGAAGUUUAGUAUCAUAUAGUUACUUACUAACAUACAUUAUUAUUCGUCAGUUUCUUCCGAGCUCCCAUGCCGUUUGAUUCAUAAAAAUCUCCAGUAAUAUUACGAGCUUUAUUAGUGUUUAUUAUUUUAGUAAUUUGUUAAGCAAUAAUUAAUAAAAAUCCUGUUAAUUUAAUAAAAAUAAUAUACUUACAUAUUUGAACGAAUAAUAAUAAUGGGUAUUUUUUUACAAGAAGAUAAUCAGAUAAACACGAACAAUAUAACGAUACAAAAAAACAAUUUAUCCCGCGAAAUGCGCGGCGACAUUAUAGGAAAAUUCAAAGGAUUUCGCGGAUGUACCUUAUGGCUAACAGGACUGUCGGGUGCGGGAAAAACGUCAAUAGCAUUUAACCUAGAAAAUUACUUAGUUAAACUGGGGAUUCCUGCUUACAGUUUGGACGGUGACAACAUCAGAAGCGGUUUGAAUAAAAAUUUGACCUUCAGCAAAGAAGAUCGGCAAGAAAACAUAAGACGAUCUGCUGAAGUUGCUAAAUUAUUUUCCGAUAGCGGACACAUCACAAUCUGCAGUUUUGUAUCGCCAUUUAGCGAGGACCGUUCCUUGGCGCGUAAAAUCCAUCAAGAUGUCGGCUUGAAGUUUUUUGAAAUAUUUAUUAACGCGUCGCUAGACGUCUGUGAGUCACGUGACGUGAAGGGCCUCUACGAAAAAGCACGAAACGGCACAAUAAAAAGUUUCACGGGAAUCGGUCAAAACUACCAGGUGCCAAUUGAUCCAGAUUUAAUUUUAGAUACCGAGCAACAAACUCUCGAUGAAUCGACAAUUACUUUAAUUAAAUUUCUCGAGGGUAAAAAAAUUAUACCAAAUACUCCUGAGUGUAGAGUUGAGAUAAGAAAUAAUUUAUUUUUCAAUAACCAACAAACUAAAUUAUAAUUCAAUAUAAUAUAAUAUAAUAAUAAUAAUCUAUAAAUAUAAAACAACAGAAUAAAAAUAUCUAGAGCAAUACAUUUUUUUUUAUAACAUUUAACGUUAUCAAUUAUUCGUUUACAACACAGAUAGUAUCAAUACAGGAC